Manihot esculenta (cassava) is the source of this 690-nucleotide messenger RNA. RefSeq lists its product as uncharacterized. The record is from RefSeq and is a predicted model, not a curated record. Lineage: Eukaryota; Viridiplantae; Streptophyta; Magnoliopsida; Malpighiales; Euphorbiaceae. The transcript is spliced from 2 exons. The coding region runs from base 1 to 690 and encodes 229 amino acids.
AUGGCGACAUACGACGGAGCAAGGAACCCAAGAGAGCAUAUUCUCAACUACAAGACAUUCAUGGAGCUACAAACUCUAUCGGAUGCCUUGACCCGGUUCAUAGUAGGAGUACCGACUGAGAGAAAGACUAGUUACUUGGAGACAGUCAGACAGAGGAAGAAUGAGUCCCUAAGGGAGUAUGUCGCCCGUUUUAACACGGAAGCCCUGCAGAUCCUGGAGCUGGAUGAAAGCCGGGCUGUAGAGGCUAUACAGAAGGGGACCACAUCCCCUGAGUUCUUUGGCUCACUGUGUAGAAAACCACCCACCUCCCUAGUUGAACUAAUGAAGAGAGCGGAGAAGUAUAUAAGGCAAGAUGACGCCUUGACAACCAGCAGGUUUGCCAGGGAGGCUGCAGACAGAGGGAAAGCCCUAGAAGAGAGGAGGUCGGAGAGACCAGAGAGAAGGCAAAAUAAAGGCCCAGAGGCGUACAGGCAGCCCUGGGGUAGGAGAGAACAAAGGCCGUACCCACCCCGGGUUCCUGAAACAAUAACCCCCCUCAAUGCCUCCAGAGCCAAAGUGCUUAUGGUCGUCCAAGACAAAAAGUUCCUCCAGUGGCCCAAGCCCAUGAAAGCAGAUGCGAGCAGUAGGGACCCUGACAAGUAUUGCCAGUACCACCGCACUCACGGCCACGACACCAACAACUACUACUAG